Messenger RNA from Ictalurus punctatus (channel catfish), 6569 nucleotides. It is a transcript of the gene lcorl, whose product is annotated as ligand dependent nuclear receptor corepressor-like. Lineage: Eukaryota; Metazoa; Chordata; Actinopteri; Siluriformes; Ictaluridae. The transcript has 8 exons. Gene Ontology annotation, cellular component: nucleus. Gene Ontology annotation, biological process: regulation of transcription by RNA polymerase II. The coding region runs from base 293 to 5458 and encodes 1721 amino acids. The record is from RefSeq and is a predicted model, not a curated record.
GUGUGUGUGUGUGUGUGUGUGUUGGUGUUGUUUUUCACUGCGCUGAUUCGGUUCCGCUCCUCCCGCGGUGUUGACGCGUGUCAAUCUUUGGGGCGCGGGGAAGGCGCGUGACGUCGCGCGACGUCAGCCUCGGUAGAAGGGGGGAGCGGGUGCGCGCGGACGGGCGGAAUGGCGACGCGGUGCUGCAGCGCGAGAUGUUCGGCGGAACGGAAAGGGUUCCGGCGCGAGCUCGACUCCUGGCGGCACAAACUCAUCCACUGCGUCGGGUUUGAGAGUAUACUGGAAGGAAUCUAUGGGUCGAGGCUGUUGCAAGAUCUCAGCAUAUUCGACAGUGUGUGUUUGCUUCUCAGAUUGUGAGCCUGAAGCGACUGCUGAUUGGUCGACGGAUGUGCGCUGCUCCUUCUGCAACUUACAGCUCGAAAAAAUCAGUGACCGCUUGCCUGACUCGCCCCCCCAUGCCGAAACCCCCCCUCAGGGCAUCAACACCUCAGACACACUCCAGUGCCAAGCAGACCAAUUUCUGCAUGCAGUCUUACACAAGAAAGAAUUCCCUGAGAGCUGCGACCCCAUUAUUCCGUUGGCUGCGCAGGAGUUGAUGAGGAAGAUGAUUCGCCAGUUUGCCGUUGAAUAUGCGCAUAAAAUUCAAACAGUCGAAAACCAGAAUGCCAUCACGCAGACCGAGCCAGACGGACCACUGGACCUGACGCUCAGCCGCAACACACCGUGUGCGCAACAAGCAGAUGGCGUUCUCGAUCUCUCAAAGAAAAACACACCGUCUCUGAACACGCUCGCGCAACAAAGACUAUCAGGCUGUUUGGAGACAGAGAGAGGAGAGGAGCGGAGAGGUACGGCGCUGGAGGAGGUGAUGACAUCGCUUUGUGCUCACCACAGAGUCCUGCUGUUGCACAUCCUGCAGGAAAUGACGCCAUUCUUGCCAAAGGACGAGCGUGGGGUGGUGGCGGCUCAGAGGGACGUGCGUGGGACAGCAGGGACUCCGAGGAGCGAGCACGGUGGACACUGCUGUCGUGCUGACGAAUCGCUGUGUGUGUUGAGUAGCUGUGUUGCGGCCGGGUGUGUAUGCCCGUGCAAGCUUGGAGUGUGCGCGCUGCGUUCCUUGUGUGUGUGCAUGAAGAGCUGUAGCGGAUCCUCCUGUCGGAGCGUCGCACUCGGGUGUGCCGGCCGCUGCGCUCGCUCCCGGAUACCGCUGUGCCAGAACACACACGGCAACGACAUCACGCACGGUGCACACACAGGUAGCGUCACACACUCGCGCUGCCACAGUCCAUCCCCUCCCCCGCUGUCGCCGAAACCGCAGGACGCCGAGAGCAGUCGUGAUCCAGACAUGCCCGGGCUGAACACGCACACCCUGAAUACACAGCCUCCACCUCUCCUUCCUCACAACACACACACUGAUCAAACACUGACGCCCGAGACACAAGCCAAGCCUGAACACUUAAUAGACUUGAUGGACAAGUUCACCGACACGCUCAUGGAAGCGUCGGAGCGAGAGUGGAGUGUGCAGACGCAUGCGGGCGACAGCGUGAAAGCGUGUGAUGACACGCACCUGACCGAGAUCAUCACCACCGUCUUGCACAGCAGCAGUGAGAAAGACUACAACCUGAAGGAGCUCUUCGAGCAACACCUCGCCUCUGAGAAACGAUCCCCUCAGACCCGCUCACAGAGGCGACAGGAAGUGAUGGAGGCCAUAAGCAGGUCGCAUGACCAACCCGCAACACGCAGGCAAAGCCUACAGAUCAAACGCGACCUUGCGCGACUUGAACCCGACAUUUCUAGGAAGAAGAAGAGGAAGACGUACCCGAUUACCCAAGGCACACACGCUCAGCGCCCUGACACGCCCACCUCAGACGCUCAGAGCCCGGACGCGCCCGCCUCACACGCUCAGAGCCCGGACGCGCCCAACACACACGCUCCGAGCCCGGACACGCCCAACACACACGCUCCGAGCCCGGACACGCCCAACACACACGCUCCGAGCCCGGACACGCCCUACACACACGCUCCGAGCCCUGACACGCCCGCCUCACACGCUCCGAGCCCGGACACGCCCAAAACACACGCUCCGAGCCCGGACACGCCCAAAACACACGCUCCGAGCCCGGACACGCCCAAAACACACGCUCCGAGCCCGGACACACCCUACACACACGCUCCGAGCCCUGACACGCCCGCCUCACACGCUCCGAGCCCUGACACGCCCGCCUCACACGCUCCGAGCCCGGACACGCCCUACACACACGCUCCGAGCCCUGACACGCCCUACACACACGCUCCGAGCCCUGACACGCCCUACACACACGCUCCGAGCCCUGACACGCCCGCCUCACACGCUCCGAGCCCUGACACGCCCGCCUCACACGCUCCGAGCCCUGACACGCCCGCCUCACACGCUCCGAGCCCGGACACGCCCGCCUCACACGCUCCGAGCCCGGACACGCCCGCCUCACACGCUCCGAGCCCGGACACGCCCGCCUCACACGCUCCGAGCCCGGACACGCCCGCCUCACACGCUCCGAGCCCGGACACGCCCGCCUCACACGCUCCGAGCCCGGACACGCCCUACACACACGCUCCGAGCCCGGACACGCCCGCCUCACACGCUCCGAGCCCGGACACGCCCGCCUCACACGCUCCGAGCCCGGACACGCCCGCCUCACACGCUCAGAGCCCGGACACAACCAGCAUGCUCAGUCCGAGCUCAGACACGCUCAACUCACACACUAAGAGCACGGUCACAAUUAAGUUACAUGCUCAGAGCCCAGACACGCCCAACACACAGGCUCAGAGGGCAGACACGCCCAACACACAGGCUCAGAACCAAGACACAACCAACACACACGCUCCGAGUCAAGACACGCCCAACACACAUAGUAACAUAUCAGUGACGUGUACAGAGAAAGCAGAGCCCUGUGGCACUUUGAGGUCACGGCGGAACAUUGUCCGCCCUCAACACUUGUCUUCUUAUGUCACCGAGCCAAGGAAGAUGUUUUACGCUGCCUGUCGCUCUGCUAAAGCUAACAGUACCCCAACACAUGGCACCGACACGAUUGAACCCCCACCCAGUGCUCUGACAGAACAACCCAAAACUCCACCUGCUUCACCUAACAAGAGAAAACUCCGUAAGGACGAGAACAGUGAACAGUCUCAUGCUGAACGUCGACCAAGGGUAACGACACGCCGUUCUGAAGGCAUAACACAAUCCCCAAGUCCUGUUACCAAUGACUCCACAGACACUGACGACGUCAAGUACAUCAGUCCAAUAAAACUCAUGCUAGUGUCGACUAUUAAAGAUGAAGAUGGCGUUAAGUACACACUCAGAGCUGCACAACCACAAAAUGAUGAAGAAUCGUUCGAUCCGUGUGUGGAGGCGUCGUGGGCGGGAAACACAAUCAAAGAGCAGGCCAAGGAUAAAACUAUAGUGACGACAAGCAACGAGCGUACCGAAAAGCUCUCUACAGAAGACUCUGCUAACACAGAGGGUCUCAGCGACUGUGUAAAUAGCGUUAAUGAGACUGAUCCGACUAUUAAGAGGCGCCCUGGACGACCCAAAAAGCUAAAAGCUCCAAUAGAGAAAGCAGUGAAGCGUCCAAUCGGCCGACCGCGGAAAUUCAAACCAGGGGACACAAAUGCGGUUUCCGGUGAGGACACGGAAAAACAAAGAGCAGAAGAUGUGUCGAGCGGAGAGGAUGGCAAUAAAAACCUAAAGAUCAUCAUUACAUACGGGAGGCGGAAAGCACGUAGGAUGGUGUGUGAAGGACACGUUCCUACAGAACAAAGCAAAGGUAAUGGAGCUUCUUUAAAACAAAGCAGCAAUGCAGAAGAGAAUGCGCAGUCCACACAGGCACAAGUCAGCAUGAAGAAGGAUCACUUUAACCUAGUCAUGCCUGUGGAGGACAGGAAGUGUCUCACGCAUUCAGUCAUGUGUCCAAAGCAGAGUGACGAAGCGGGGACCAGGAGACCAGGACGACCGGCUAAGGUCAAAAUCUCAGGGAUUUCCGUUACUGUUACCACGGUUUCACCACGGCAGCGCAAAAUCCACAUGAAGCGAGACGUGAGAGAAACAGCUGUACAGCGACGGGCACUGGUCACGCAACUGGAACUGAAUGAAGAACAGGAGACAAUCACUGAGGAAAUGCAAGCCUCCGUUAGACACUCGGUCAGAGAAAGAAGACCUUCCAUCCAUCUGCUGCGGUGUGUCGCGAUGUCACGUUCUAACACACAGACACCCAGAUCUCGCAAACUGCUGCUGAACAGAGCUAACGUAACCCACCAGGAGACGCAACAGCAUGAACCUCAAAACGCUAAUGACACUAAGACCAGGCCAAACACUUCUCCACAGGAUGCCGUCCAUUUCCCAGCAGAGUCGGUCGAGUCCCUCUUUGAUGCAAAUCUGCGGUGGUGGCCGACGUCCGCGUCACCCGAGUCGUUAAAGCAAGAGAUGAACAGGCGGCUCGACGUGAUGAAAGAGACGUGGGUUUCGGACACGACAGACGCAAGCACGUCAGAUGAGGACAACGGCUCUGCUCCAAGUUCGUCCUCGGUGAGGAUGCUGUUUGAGCGAGACUGCAGCAUGGAGACGCUGUGCUCCUGGUUCAUGCAGACAACCGAGACGCAGUCUCUCGCCAUCGUAAAGAAGGCCAACAACCGAAAUCCAUGCGAGGUUUUUCAGUAUAGCUCAGUCCAGGCGAGUAAUAGACCGAACUUAUGCUCGAGUCUGCAAGCAGAGCGGCUCAGGAAAUGCGUCAAGAAAUUCGCUACGGUUGUCCCUAAAAGCCCGGCGAAACUCCGGCGAGCACAAGCGCAGAUCCGCGGCGCACAAAACGGCUACACCAAGCAACGUGUGUCAGACACGACACACACCGAUACCGAGAAAUCACAGCAGUGUGGAGCGUGGCGCCUUUAUAGAACUGUGCUAGAUCGAGCAAGAUCACGAUUCAAAUCCAGGACCAAGAACACCGACGUAGACUAUAAAAGCCUUAACGAGCAGGAGGAGAACGGGAUUCAGCCUGCGAGUGUGUCUGAACACGGUCUACUGAACACAGUACAGAGCAAGUCCCGCAGGACAUCGACUCAGCAAAAGCAGAUCGCUGCUAAUGCCUGGAGUGCGCACACACUGAGGGAGUGCAAGGUGUUUCUGAAGAAGUUAAACUCCGCCAACACACGCUCACCGUCUGAGGAGUGUAACGACUGCACGGUGAGGUUCAGCGUAUCGCCUGCCGGAGGCGGGUCUGUGCAACAUCGGGGACAAGGGGUCAGAAAGUGCAUUAAACUGGAGAAGAGGAGUAACUCGGGCCCCUCCACACGGCAGCAGAGUAAGGUAAACAGGAAAGGAAGGCACUCCUGCACAAAUGUUUCGCCUCCAUCACCGAAACGGCAGCGCAGCAGCAGAGGAGUGAUGGCAGCCAAGUGGUCCGACUUUAUACUCGGUCCGGCCCGAUAGCAGCGUUUUUCCUCACACACUCUGUGCCUUUAAAAACGAUGAGCCGGGGAAACAAGAAGUGUUACGACAUGCACACAAAAACCCGGCAAGCAUCACGUAGCAACAAACUUUAAGAAACUUGCACUAUCUUACUGCAUUAUUUCAUUUUCUCUUUAUAUCUGAGAGAUGCUGUGUUGGAAUUUUUUUUUUUUUUUUUUUUUUUUUAAUUGUUUGUUCAGAAGCGCGAGUGCACUCGAUGCCGUCUCUAAACGCAUGUAAACGAGUUCGAGCCAACACACUGAUAAUCCUGUUUCUCAUUUAACACCUGAUACACCGCAAUCUCAGAAAGAAAACGGCAUUAUACAACCUGUUGUUCAGAACGAAACGAUAGUUACAUUUUCAUAUCGCACUUACCUUUAAUUUCAAUCUAUAAAAUUACAUUGUAAGCGUUAUUCUCCAGAUCCGUGUCCUUCAGGCUUUAAUCUUCGACAAAACACACACUCUUUCAAAAAUAAUAAGAGCCACUAUCAUGUGCUGCCUUCUGAAAGGGAGAAACUUCCCAAACAUGCUGCCCACCUAGAGAGGGAGAUGCGGAGGGAGGAUCGUCGGUAACAAAAUCAGUGUGAAUAUUGUGAAUCUCUGAGCUGAAAAUGAUUCGAUUCUGAUUCUCAGGGAAAUGAUUCAGUGCAACAUAAGAUCUUGAGUAUAGUCCCGAAUUAAUUAGAUUCUAUAUAUUAAACACUAAAGUUCAGAUUUGAUUCGAGAAGCCUUAACAUAAUUGUAGAACGUUCGCAAUAAAUAAUCGUAUAUUUAUUAUUUUUUAAAAACCUGUUUACAAAAUUGAUGCAGCUGAUGCAUUGUCACCUAUAGACCAACCAAGUGGUGUUUUACACCACUUAUAUCGUGAUAUAUCGUAUAAACGAUUAUCGGUAUAGGACUAAUUAUAUAUUUUACUGUGAGUAACAUUGGGUUCUGGAGAACUGAUUAGAAAAUCUACCAGUAAUCUCUUCUCUUCUUAAAGCAUUAAAACAUGUAUGUUGUGUUGCACUACAAGUAGCUAAAUCUUCUUUAUCAUUUUAUACACACACACACACACACACACACACACACACACACACAAACAGAAACACAC